This is a messenger RNA of Colletotrichum chrysophilum, 939 nucleotides long. RefSeq lists its product as uncharacterized. Lineage: Eukaryota; Fungi; Ascomycota; Sordariomycetes; Glomerellales; Glomerellaceae. The transcript is spliced from 9 exons. The record is from RefSeq and is a predicted model, not a curated record. Gene Ontology annotation, molecular function: methyltransferase activity. The coding region runs from base 1 to 939 and encodes 312 amino acids.
AUGUCUGCAGCCACCGAAACAUCGGCUCCUGUGCCGAAUGUGCAGUCCAACAACCGAGCUGCUGGCGAUACUCGCCUUGUUGCUGAUGAGGCCACCGACGACGCAGCUUCGGAUCUCGGCGCCAGCAUCGCUUCUUCGACUACAAGUGUUACUGAGUCCAUCUUUGCAUACAGGUUAGAGAAUGGGCGAACAUACCAUAAAUACAAGGACGGAAACUUGCAGCAUGAGCUGUUUUUCCUGUCUCUGAACGACAGGCUGGGACUGGCACCGCCCAACGACAAGGGUUCGAAGGUCAAACGCGUCCUCGAUGUUGGGACUGGGACUGGACUUUGGGCUAUUGAUUUUGGUGACUUGCAUCCUGAAGCUGAGGUCAUUGGCGUGGACCUCUCCCCUCCCCAGGCAGACGCGCCUCCUAACGUUUCUUUCGAGAUUGACGACAUCGAUGAGCCUUGGACAUACAGUCGACCGUUUGACUACAUUCAUAGCCGGAUGAUGACGUCGAGUGUCGCCAACUGGAAGACCUACAUCCAGAACUGUUUCGACAACCUCGAGCCCGGCGGAUACCUGGAGCUGCAAGAGACUGACCUCUUCCCCGGAUGUGACGACGGAACCCUCAAGCCAGAUGCGGCAAUGAUCAAGAGCGUGACAUACAUGGAAGAGGCUUGCAAGAUCCUCGGCCGACCUUUCCAAGACAUACCGGCACUCGUCGACGUAAUGCGCGAAGUCGGCUUUGUCGACGUCUCAAUCAUGAAGGAGAAGUGGCCGUCAAACACCUGGCCUAAAGACCCGCACUACAAGACGCUGGCGCCCUUCACUAGGGCUCUUGGGUGGAAGAAAGAGGAAGUACAGGUGUUCCUCGUGGACGUGCGAAGGGAGCUCAAGGAUACGACCAUCCAUGCAUGGUGGCCUAUUUAUGUCAUUCAUGGAAGAAAGCCGUAG